Toxotes jaculatrix (banded archerfish) is the source of this 2511-nucleotide messenger RNA. It is a transcript of the gene rx1, whose product is annotated as retinal homeobox gene 1. The transcript has 4 exons. Gene Ontology annotation, biological process: positive regulation of transcription by RNA polymerase II. Gene Ontology annotation, molecular function: DNA-binding transcription factor activity, RNA polymerase II-specific; RNA polymerase II cis-regulatory region sequence-specific DNA binding. The record is from RefSeq and is a predicted model, not a curated record. Bases 134 to 1180 code for a protein of 348 amino acids. Lineage: Eukaryota; Metazoa; Chordata; Actinopteri; Toxotidae.
UGUGAGCGGAGCAUAUAGCGGAUCUGUAGAAGACUGAAGUUGGAGGGUGAACAGGUGGAGCACUGGCACCAGCAGCUUCAACAGUCCAGCGUAUUUACUUCAAAGAGACCCGGGUGAGAGCCCAGACGCUCGAAUGCAUUUAUCACUGGAUACCAUGAGCAUGGUGGACGACAGCUGCCUCUCACCCAGCAACUUCCACGAAAUGGGGAAAGGUGGGGGCUUCGCUGCGGGAGGCCGCGUCCACAGCAUUGAUGUCAUUCUUGGUUUCAGUAAAGACCAGGACCCCCUGCUCAGUCCUGCAGGGGCCUCGGGACCUCAUAAAGUGGACAUAGAAGGCCUGGCCGAGCCUGGAAAGCAGCAGGAGCCCUCGUCACACCCGUCCUACAGCGGGCACCUUUCCUCUCUGAGAAACGGCAGCACAGAACAGCAGCAGCAGUACCAUGAUACAGGCUUAUUCACAAACAAGUGUGAUGAGGAACUGAGUGAGCUGAGGAAGAGUGCAGACAGUGAUGAAGGCAAGUCUCCGGAGCCUUGCAAGGACGAUCAACCCAAGAAGAAACACAGGCGCAACCGCACCACCUUCACCACCUACCAGCUGCAUGAGCUGGAGCGUGCCUUUGAAAAGUCCCACUACCCAGACGUGUACAGCCGAGAGGAGCUGGCCAUGAAGGUGAACCUCCCUGAAGUCCGAGUUCAGGUCUGGUUCCAGAACCGCAGAGCUAAGUGGCGUCGGCAGGAGAAGAUGGAUGCCAGCACCAUGAAGCUCCAUGACUCACCCAUGCUGUCCUUCAACCGUCCGGCACCAGUUCACACCAGUAUGGGUCCCAUGACCAACUCCCUCCCCUUGGACCCCUGGCUGACCUCUCCCCUGUCCAGCGCCACACCGGUCCACAGCAUCCCAGGCUUCAUGGGUCCUCCUCAAGGCCUCCAGCCCAGCUACCCCAGCCACAGUUUCCUCAACUCCACUCCCCAUCCUCCUCAUCCUCAUCCUCCUCAUCCUCAUCCGUCCAUGGGUCAGGGGAUGCAGAGUAUGGCUCCUCCUCCUUACCAGUGUACAGCACCAUAUCCUGAUAAAUACCCACUGGAGGAUGUGGACCAGCGCAGCUCAAGUAUCGCUGCACUGAGAAUGAAAGCAAAGGAACACAUCCAAUCUAUGGACAAGACCUGGCAACCAAUGUGACUAACAAACCUGGCAGUCCAAGUGUGAGUAAUGGUGGGAAAGGGAGCUGCUGAAGUUUUUUCUUGGGUUUCAGGGUUACAGACAGAGUACAGUGUUGGAAAAGAUGGCAGUGACGUGUCUGUUAGAACAUGGAGCAAAGGAAAUGGAUUUUGAACUGUGAAGACUGAGGAUUCUAGGACUUUUAGUUUGGACUUUCUUGUUAUUUUUUUCCUGUUUUUUUCUCAUCUCAUGGGCAUGAAGCUGAAAAGUGAACUCUAAAUUGUUCAUUUUAACCUGUCCUCCUGCCAAUCUGUAGGUGUGUAACAUUGCUUUGGGUUCUGUAAACUGUUGGCAAACAUCUCCUUGGUGACCAUUGGUCUAAUCACAAUUUGCACCCCAGAAGGUGCUACACACAAAUAUCUUUAUCAAUCACAGUUUAUUACUAGCCAUAGGCAUUCUUCCGUUUAAUUGAAUAGGUAGGUCAGCCCAUAUUCAUGAUCAGGUUUUCAGGGGUAACAAAUACUUUUUUAUGUAAAAAAUGAAUAAUUUUGUCAGAGGACAGCAGUUCAUGAACACAUUUUAAUAUGAAAAAUCACCUAAAAGAAGAACUGCUGUGGGUAUUGUAAUUUUUCUCAUAAUUUUUUCCUCUCCUUGUGUCAACCAUCAGAUUGAUUGAGUCAGACAAAACAUCACCUUCUGUUGUUCAGUCUUUACUUUUCCCAUUUUCAUCAGCAUGUUUGUGUUUUUACUAAUUAAUCCAAUUGUCGAAUUUUCAUGGUUCAGCUAAUCAGAGUCUCUGAGUACUUUGGGAAUGACGGUCAAAUCUCAGUUUAAUGUGACAGCAGCUUUUUAAAGAAAAUCAAGGCACAUAACAAUAUUACUGACUGAGGCUACAAAAGAAAGUCUCUCUCAGUGAUCUCUUGAUUUAUAACAGCCAUGAUUUCAGUUCAUCUCCCACUUAUAGGAUGGUUUGUGUUGGUACUUACUGCCUGCCCAGUUUAGAUCUUUGAGCUCAUAACUUAUAGAUACCCUGGUAUGACUGGAGGAAGAUGAUAUCACAAGGUUUGCAGUUUAAAGAUAGAGGAAAUCCUCCCAGUUAUGGCGUCACAAUGUAUAAUACAGGUAAUUUUGUGGCAGGAAAAUGGACAAGAGUCAGAGAUAUGAUGGCACCUUCUGAAUAAACUGACGGGCUGAGAAUAUACCAAAAAUAAUCCUGCACGAUUAAAAUCUUUUUUUCUCAUUUGUGAUUAGAUAGAUAGAUAGAUUCUGUAAAGAAGGAAGUGAAGGAGGAAAGAAGGAAAAGAGGAAGCCUAGAGAGCGAAGUUACCCUCUUUUUGCUUGAGUGGCUGUUG